Acanthosepion pharaonis is the source of this 678-nucleotide messenger RNA. The record is from the annotation of a GenBank genome assembly. Lineage: Eukaryota; Metazoa; Mollusca; Cephalopoda; Sepiida; Sepiidae.
AUGAACAUAACAGUCUAUAAUGUUGAAACCUUUGUGAAAUUAAUUUUUCUCCUUGUACGCAGUUUAUUACUGUACGGGGGCUUUCUUUUUUCUGCUCGAUUCCAUCGCUAUCUAUUAGUUGUCUAUCUAUCUAUCUAUCUAUCUAUCUAUCUAUCUAUCUAUGUUGGUCUGUCUCUUUGUUUGCCAAUCUAUCUCAGUCUUUUCAUUAUAUAUCGAGAUCGCUAUCUAUUAGUUGUCCAUCUAUCUAUCUAUCUAUCUAUCUAUCUAUCUAUCUAUCUAUCUAUCUAUCUAUCUAUCUAUCUAUCUCUUUUCAUUAUCUAUCUAUCUAUCUAUCUAUCUAUCUAUCUAUCUAUCUAUCUGUUGGUCUGUCUCUCUGUCUGCCUAUCUAUCUCAUUGCCUAUCUAUCUAUCUAUCUAUCUAUCUAUCUAUCUAUCUAUCUAUCUGAUUAUAAAUCUAUCUAUCCCUGUAUGUAUUCGUGUAUCGAUCCAUGUAUGUAUACAUAUUUCUAAUUAUCUGUUGGUCUGUCUCUUUUCAUUAUCUAUCUAUCUAUCUAUCUAUCUACAUAUACAAGCAUCUAUCUAUGUCUACCUCUCUCUUUUCUUAUCUAUCUCAGUCUAUUUCUUUCUAUCUGUUUAUCUAUCUCACUUACUCUUUUUCCUAUCUUCCUUUGAGGAGUAA